AUGCUAUCCAUUUCUCAUACCUAAAAAUCCUUGUAAGUGCAUUCGCAAAAGCAUUUACAUAGAAAAAACUUGUAUUCCAGAAACUUAACACUUGACAAUGUUGAUGCAAAUAAAUUGAGAGUCAAAUAUGUUAUGCAUGAUAAGGAAAGUUUAUAAGAAGAAAUUUAGAAUUUGAAAUAAGAGAACAACCAGUUGAAAUUAACAUUGAAAUAGUUCUAAUCAUAAAUUUAAUAUUUUAAGAGAGAAUUGCAAUCGAUCUCGAAAGAUGAAGACUCACCUCCAAAAAGUUUUUCAAAGUUAAAACAAGGCUACUUGGAAAAAAUCACUCGACUUGAAGUAUGAUAAAACUAUCUCAUUUUAGGAUGACAAUAUUAGAUUAUAAUAAUAGUUAGAGGAAUAGCAAUAAUAUAUUUAAUAACUAUAAAAUCCCUUUAAUAAAAGCAAUGUUGAAAAUCUAUGCAUGACUCUAAGUGAGGAUAAUAUGAAGCUAAAUCAAUUGAUUUAAUAGCAUUAAUAAUCAGCAGAUCAAGCCUAAGUAUAAAAAUAAAUUAAAUUUAGGUUUAAUACAAUAAAAUGAAUGUCAAAUAUAAUGCAAUAUUAAAUAAGUAUAGAUAAUUGAAAAACCUUAAUGCAUAAUUACUUUUGGAGAUAGCAGAAUUAAAAAAAAAGGAUACUUUAUAUCUCGAAAGACCGUAAUAAAAGGAUAAUAAAAAAGUAGAAGAACAAUUGCAGUUGGAUUUUGACCAAGCUCUUGUUGAUCUAAGAAAUGAAAGAUAGAAAAACAAAUACUUAGAAAAUAUGAUGUAGAAGAUUCAAGCUGAAAAUCAAGAAUAAAUUGAAAAUCUCGAAAAGAAAUUAUCAGACCAAAAGAGACAAAAUGAUGCCCUGUAAAAAGAAUAUGACUUAGAGAAAUCAUAAAAGUAUUAAUCUAAAAGAACUAUACUCAUAAAAAAUAAUGGACCCUAAUAGCCAGAAGAAUAAGUUUAGUAACAAGAGGAAAAUGAAUUGCAGAAGAAGAAAAUUAUCAAUGUUGACAAAAAUGACAUCAUAACUAUAGCUAGAUAAGUAAAAUUGAAUCUUAUUGGAUUAAAAAUCUCCUUAUAAUAAGUUGAACAAUACCUCUUAACUCAUGAAAUUUUAACCUAACAUGAACUCAAAUAAAAUUUAUCGAAUAGAAUCUUUGGUCUCUAAUCACUUGAAUAAAUUGAAAUGGCGGCCAUCUAUUUAGCUGAUGUUGAUAAUGAAACUGAAACUACUACUAGUGCUAGAGUAAGAAGUAUUUUUAAAACACUCAUGGAAAACUACUAAAUAUUAACACAAUAACAAUUAAAUAACAUAAAUUAGUAAAUUAUGAAAAAGAAAAAUGAAAUUUCAGAUAUAUUAAUAAAGAAAUAUCCAGAAACAUAUACAAAUGGGUAUAUUAAUAUUGAUGUAAAAUUAUUAGAAUAUUUUAGAUUUAUUUAGAUGUCUUGUAAUAAGUUGAAAUUGCGUUAAGUAAGCUAGAAAUUGAUCAUUUUUAUGCUCUCAUUUCUAAAUAAAAUCGACAACAAAGGAUCCUUCUCUAAUAAAUUUAUUCUCCUUUUGAUGUCAAUUAGAAUGAAGAAGAAAAUUCAGAGGAGCAACAUCAAAUAAAUUUCAAUAAUGUUGGACCAACCAGUCAAAUUAAUGAAGUCCACGAUAAACCAUAAUAAGAAAUAGUCAAUUUUAUAAAGGAUAAUGAUCAAACAGAGAGUAUAAAUAAUCAAAAAAAAAAUGAAUUGAAAAAUAGAGAGACAGAAGGAAUAGAAUAGCAAGAAUUCUAAGAUGGUGAAUAACAAUAACUAGAAUAGGAAAAGGACACAUUGUAGGAUAUCCAAAAUCGCGAUCUAGAUUUGAAAAUGACUGAUUCGUAAGAAAUUAAGAAAAAAAAAUUAACCUGA
Messenger RNA from Paramecium octaurelia, 1919 nucleotides. The record is from the annotation of a GenBank genome assembly. Lineage: Eukaryota; Ciliophora; Oligohymenophorea; Peniculida; Parameciidae.